GACCAUUUGUUGAAACUAACUAGUUGGAGAGAGUAAGGAGAAUAUGCUGUCGUGCACAAAACAAUUCUUGAGAGAGAUUCUCUCUCUCUCUCCAAAACUCCAAAUCGAUUGGACCAUAGUUGUCCCCAAAUUAGAAAUUUCCUACAACCAAGUCCUUAUAAAUUUGACAAUAAAUCCCAAUAUUUCUGCUAAAGUUUCCACCAAAGCUCAAUUCCCGCGUGACAAGCAUUGGUGAACCCCUCCUACUCCAUACUGAGGCCUAUAUGUCACCUUUGGCAAUCAGCCAAUUCCGGUUGACUGAUUGCCAAAUUUGCCAUAUAAAAUGACUCCCGAGGGUUCACUGAAGCCCAGUAAGGCGUUAAAUGGAGUGCAUGGGGUUCACUUAUUGCCUCACUCACCAUUUACAGUUCAGGAGAUAAAGCAACAUGGUGAGUUGAAUAGGCCAGCUUGUGGAACUUCCAGCGUUAGAUACAGCCAACGGCCAGUACCUAUGAAACUUUGGCAGGAAAGACCGUCUUUCCUAAGGCCCAUGCAUUGCUGUACUAAUGGUGAUAGAAGCCUUGCUGAAAGAGUUGUCAAUGUGCUUACAUCACUUCCAUUUAUUGCACUUGGGAUUCAGGCCCCAAGGAAAAAUCUUAACUGUAAAAUAUACGUCAAUUCCUUAAUUGGAGUAGGAGUUGCAUCAGGUUUGUAUCAUGCUUCAAGAGGGACAUGGAGGAAGUAUCUCAGAUGGGCUGACUACACAAUGAUUGCCACGUCAACAGUGUGUUUAACAAGAGCACUAAGGAAUGAGAACUCAAAGUUGUUGAUGGCCACAUCUGCUCUGUUUCUACCAAUACAGCCUGUGAUGGUGACAACAGUUCACACAGGAUUAAUGGAGGUUGCAUUUGCGAAGCGAGCUGUUGAAGAUCCAGACCUGAAGGUGGCGCAUAAUGUGCAUAAAAUGUCGUCAAUUAUAGGUGGCGCACUUUUUAUUUGUGAAGACUAUUUCCCUGAGACCCCAUAUCUACAUGCUGCUUGGCAUCUCGCUGCUGCAGUUGGAGUUGGCACUUGCAACAAACUCUUGGAGUAGGUACGCGGGUGGGUCCUAAUUUAUCCGCAGAAUUUGCCGAAAAAUCAUUCUGUACAUGCAUCUUGGAAGCCUGUCUAUAGUUGGAAGGAUUUGUCUAUACUAGAAGGAUUUAUCUGUAUCAUUAUUGACUGCAUCAUCAAGCAGUAUGUACUACACUAUGCAGACUUUGCUGCCUUUAGAGUAAGUGCGCAAUUUCGGAAGGUGAAAAUUAAAUGAAAAUCAAUUCUUUAUUCAA
Messenger RNA from Salvia miltiorrhiza (redroot sage), 1307 nucleotides. RefSeq lists its product as uncharacterized. The transcript is spliced from 7 exons. The coding region runs from base 323 to 1072 and encodes 249 amino acids. The record is from RefSeq and is a predicted model, not a curated record. Lineage: Eukaryota; Viridiplantae; Streptophyta; Magnoliopsida; Lamiales; Lamiaceae.